UUCGGUCACCGUUGUUGUAACGUUGUGCACGGUUGAAGGUGGUGGCGCUGGAGGAGGUGGCUCCGAUUCAGAUGGAGUAGGCGACUGCUGUCCAUCAGUCCGACUAGUCCACUGAACAAGGCAGGCAAGAAUUACUUCUUCUUUUCUUCCUUAGGGAGCUCUUUCCAUCAUACCAUGUCAAGCAGCAACUGGUACUUGAAGUCGAGCAAGUUGAGCCUCUCUCUCAGCUCGUUCAUUUCUUGCGACCUCCUUGCGUACUUCUCUAGCUCUUUUCUCUGCAAUCACGUCUCUUACUUACGCCUGUGUCUUUGUGUCUCAGGCAGGAAAACGAAUAAUCUCACCAGCCUCCGUCUGUCCUGGCGAAGCUCGGCAAUCUCCGCUUGCAUGCCUCCGCCGAAGUGGGCGACUCCAAGUCCUGUGCACGCUCCAAACCAUCACCACGAAGAAGCAACGAAGCGGGAGAGACCGAGCGACCUGUUGUCCACAAGCCUUCCAAGCAGGCCUUAGAACGAACAAAGCCGCGACCAUCAGUUUCAACUCUCGCUCUCACCGGCAGAAUCCAAGCACGAAAAGCCUGUGCAACGCCAGUCCCUCGAGGUACCCCCAAAUAGCGGCCGCCACUCUCACCAUUCUUCGUUCUUUUUUUCCUACUGGUUGUUAUACUUCAACUGGUUCUAGUGACUCUGGUAGUUGCGAACUUCACGGCCAAUCUCCACCGUCGACAGCGAAUAUCCAAAGUAAGACAAUUUACGAGGCUUGCGCGGACUCCGGAAGUUUGCUAUGAAAACGGAGACGUGGGUAGGAGGCUGUGUGGACUUGGCUCGCGGUUAAAGGCUGCCUCCUUCGAAAGGGGGCAAUUUGAUGUUUCGCAGCGUUUUAAUCAUAGGUAUCACCUCCUCCAUAGUUUUGGUUACAUUCAUUCA
This is a messenger RNA of Selaginella moellendorffii, 923 nucleotides long. RefSeq lists its product as uncharacterized. The transcript is spliced from 2 exons. The record is from RefSeq and is a predicted model, not a curated record. The coding region runs from base 175 to 507 and encodes 110 amino acids. NCBI's taxonomy places the organism in Eukaryota, Viridiplantae, Streptophyta, Lycopodiopsida, Selaginellales, Selaginellaceae.